Molecule: messenger RNA, 3664 nt
Organism: Cyprinus carpio (common carp)
Lineage: Eukaryota; Metazoa; Chordata; Actinopteri; Cypriniformes; Cyprinidae
Product: protein NLRC3-like
Molecular function (GO): protein binding
Source: RefSeq, a predicted model, not a curated record
GCUUCAUAUGAGUUAAAAACGAAAGUGAAGGAAGAGGAAAAUAAACGACGCCAUUUCAAGUCGAAACACCAACAAUUGGUAUUCAGACGGUCACAAGUUUUGUGGAGGAGGACUCUGACACCAAAAUGAGUCUCUGUGAAGAGAAAGAUGAAGACACUUCCUCUAAAAUGAGUUUUCCUGAAUCGAGCUGCAAUCAACCCAUAACAAAUCUGCCCUCUGCCUUCAGUGAUGCAGCAGAGACCUCUGACCCCAGCAUCCGCAGAAGGGAGAGACAGAGAUCAGAGUCUUCAGCACCCAGCAGUGUGUCUGUGAAGAGUGACGGCUCUAUGGAGCAACAUCCUGUAUUUAGUGAUAGACCAGUAACCUCUGACCCUCUCAGCGGGGAGAUACAAGAGCUGAUCAGAUCCGUGCCAUCCUCUAUAACCCAUUAUCAGACUCACAUCAGACGGGAAAGAACUAAAUCAGUCCUGCAGAAACAAAUACUGGAGACUGGUGACCUGCAGAGUGUCAAAGACCAGCACAAAACCAUUAUGAAGAACAAGUAUGAGAGAUUAUUUGAGGGAAUCAAACUCCAAGAGAAUCAAACCCUCCUGAACAGGAUCUACACACAGCUCUACAUCAUAGAGGGAGAGAGAGAAGGAGUGAAUGAAGAACAUGAGGUUUUACAGAUGGAGAAAACAGCAAGGACAAAACACUCACAAGACACUCCAAUCUACUGCAAUGACAAACAAAUCAAGACUGUUCUUACCAAAGGUAUCGCUGGAAUCGGAAAAACCGUCUCUGUGCAGAAGUUCAUUCUGGACUGGGCAGAGGGAAAAGCCAAUCAGGAUGUAGAUUUCAUGUUUGUGCUUCCAUUUCGAGAGCUGAACUUGAUCCGAGAUCAUCAGUACAGUCUUCACAGGCUUCUGCUGGACUUUCAUCCUGAACUUCAAGAUCUGGACUCACAGAUUUAUGAGGAGUGUAAAGUUGUGUUCAUCUUUGAUGGUCUGGAUGAAAGCAGAAUCACACUGAUGUUUUCAGACAAUCAGAAAGUUUGUGAUGUGACUGAGACUUCAUCAGUGGGUGUGUUGAUGUCAAAGCUCAUGAAAGGAGAGCUGCUUCCCUCAGCUCUCAUCUGGAUCACCUCCAGACCAGCAGCAGUCAAUCAGAUCCCCUCCGAAUACAUCAAGCGUCUGACAGAAAUUCAGGGAUUCACUGAGCCUCAGAAGGAGGAAUAUUUCAGGAAGAGAAUUAGUGACCAGCAUCAAGUCAGCAGAAUCAUCUCACACAUCAGAAGAGCAAGAAGCCUCUACGUCAUGUGCCACAUCCCCGUCUUCUGCUGGAUCUCAUCCACCGUGCUUCAGAAGCUCCUGGAAGAAGAUCUGAGUGCAGAAAUCCCUCAAACUCUGACUGAAAUGUACAUCCACUUCCUGGUGAUCCAGAUCAACAUGAGGAACCAGAAGUAUGAAGAGAGAGAUCCAGAGAAACUCCUGCAGUCCAACAGAGAAGUGAUUGUGAAACUUGCUGAAGUGGCUUACAAACAGCUGAUUAAGGGCAAUGUGAUGUUCUAUGAGGAGGACCUGAUUGAGAGUGGCAUAGAUGUCACUGAUGCCUCAGUGUAUUCUGGGAUUUGCACUGAGAUCUUUAAGGAGGAAUCUGUGAUUCAUCAUAGGAAAGUCUACAGCUUCAUUCAUUUGAGCAUUCAGGAGUUUCUUGCUGCUUUCUACGUGUUUUACUAUUACAACAGACAAAUAUCUGUGACAUCCAAGUUUUUUGAUUUAAUUUAUAGUUUACUGGAAGGUGCAAUAGAUCAAUCCCUUAAGAGUGAGAAUGGACAGCUGGAUCUGUUCCUGCGUUUCCUGCUGGGCAUCUCACUGGAGGCCAAUCAGAGACUCUUACAGGAUCUUCUGUCACACACAGAGAACAGCUCAGAGAGCAUCAAGAGAACCACACAGUACAUAAAAGAGAAGAUCAAAGAUGGACAUGGACUCUCCACUGAAAGAUCCAUCAAUCUGUUCCUCUGUCUGCUCGAAGUGAAAGAUCAGACUCUGUCCAGAGAGAUUCAGGAGUUUGUGAAAUCAGACAAACACUCAGAGAAGAAACUCUCUGCUGCUCACUGCUCAACAAUUGCCUACAUGCUUAAGAUGUCAGAGGAGCCACUGGAUGAGCUGGACCUCAGUAAAUACCACACAUCAGACGAGGGGAUAAGGAGACUGAUACCAGCUGUGAUCAACUGCAGAAAAGCUCUUCUUGCCAGCUGUAAUCUCACUUGUCAGGAUUGUGAAAUUGUGUCAUCAGCUCUACAAUCCUCAAACACUGACAAUAAACAGCAGGAUCCAAGAAACAAUCACAAAUUGUCCAUUUGCAGGUUGUCUGGCUGUAUGGUGACAGAGAAAGGCUGUGGUUAUUUGUCUUCAGCUCUGAGUUCAAACCCCUCACACCUGAGAGAGCUGGAUCUGAGCUACAAUCACCCAGGACAAUCAGGAGUCCAGCUGCUCAAACACAAACUGCAGGAUCCAAACUAUAAACUACAGAUACUCAAUAUGGACCAUGGAGGAGGGACCAGGGUUUCACCAGGACUACGAAAAUAUGCCUGUGAUCUCACACUGGAUCCAAACACAGCACAUGCUAAACUUGUCUUGUCUGAGGACAACAGGAAGGUGACACGAGUGGAAGAUCAUCAGCAGUAUCCUGAUCAUCCAGACAGAUUUGAUGGUUUUGAGCAGGUUCUGUGUAAGGAGAGUCUGACUGGACGCUGUUACUGGGAGGCUGAAUGGAGUGGAAGGGGAGCUGAUAUUUCAGUAGCUUAUAAGGGAAUAAGGAGGAAAGGGCUGAGUGAAGAUUGUUGGUUUGGAUACAGUGAAAUGUCCUGGAAUCUGUAUUGCUCUAGCCGAAGUUAUUCUGCUUGUCACAAUCUAAAGCAAACAGAUAUUCCUGCCCCUUCAUCAUCUAAAAGAGUUGGAGUGUAUGUGGACUGGUCUGCUGGUACUCUGUCCUUCUACAGCAUCUCUGAUACACACACACUCACACACUUACACACAUUCAACAACACAUUCACUGAACCCCUCUAUGCUGGAUUUAAGGUUUAUCCAGACUCCCCUGUGUUGUUGCAGUAGAACAGCCGAACCCCCUAGACAUACCUGUCACAUAAACACACAGCUAAAUAUGCUUGAAACAUGAUCCUAGUUUUAAAGGGAGACAAAACUCUUGUUUAUUUUGAUGUUAUCUAUUUUUGUUUUUGUAAAGUUUGAAUUUAUAAAUUAUUUUAUGAAAUUGUUAUCUUUUGUUAUAACAUGAAACAGUAUAUUUGAAUCAUCCUAUUCUUAUAGACAGAAAAAAAAAACCGAAUUAGUCGCUGUCACAUUCAUCUUCAGCAUCUACUCAGUGCCUCAUUCUGUUUUUUUUUUUUUGUUUUUUUUUGCUACUAUUAUAGUAUACAUUUUAGAAUUUGAAUACAAUCACCAAUCGUUUAAUAAGAAAAAAAGAAACUUGUAUGCUGAUUUGCUUCUGUUCUUGUUAUAUUUGAGUUCUAAUUUCUUGUUUAUUUCCUGUUUUCUGUGUAUAUGUUCUCAUUUGUUUCUAAUUACUGAUUAUUUCAUCCUUUGUUUUAUUCACUGAAUGUCCUGUCUUGUCUUAACAUGGUCAGCUUGUGGUUUAAUAAAGACAGCUUACUAUAUAUAUGAAA